AAUUUUUACAUAAACAACAUUCUUGUCAAAUGGCAAUACGGAGGUCAUCGUUUCUCUUUCGCCUUCCCUGGUCUCAAGAUGAACCAUCUACUCGACCCAUUGCCAGCACAACCCUUCUUCCGGCCACCAGCACGACCAAUCUGUCCACAGAUGAAACCCCAACUAGUAACAAGCCACCCGACCCAACGAAAAACACCACCCCUGGAAUUCCAACUUCACCAACUCAAGCUGGAACCAAGAGCAAUCAGCACCCAAACACCAGCAUUUCUCCACCUCGCCCUAUUGCUACAAGCACGAGCCUGACUGGUGAAACCCAAAUCCCUUUUCAACCCUCUAAUAUGAACUCUACCUCCACAAAUUCUCCAGCUCGGCCUAAGUCUCAAACUACUACUAGUAACCCCACCACACCAAAGAUUAGUCAGAAGCCACCAUUUAGGCCUGCAGGGACAGCUCCUUCUCCCAAGAAUAGGGCAUCCAGGAACGAGUCUCAAUCCUCAUCAUCACAUCAAGCAACUAAUAAGUCUCGCAUCUUAUCUCCACUAGCUUCACCGUCAGAUACAUCAACCAAGUCCCGAUUGUCUCAAUCUCUGUCUUCAUCUCGCUUAACUCCUCAAUCACCAGCUACGACUUCAACAUCCUCCCCAGCACGCAAGGCUCCCCAGGUCCUUUCAACUAAAGCAAGCCAAGAGUCUUCGGACUCUCCAUCUGUUGUAAAAACUCAAAUGCAAGAAAAGAAUCAGGCAGCUACUCUGCCAUCAUCGCCACCCAAAUCACUGCAAGAGAUCUCAGGGCCUUCUUCCAAAUCCCCACAAGCACAGUCCACCAUUCUGGAUAAGAAAGAACCAACAGAACAAAUGAAGCUCCAAACUAAGGAAGUAACCAUGUCAGAUGCUGUCUCUGAAGCAAAAGUAAGUUUCACAGACAAGACAAUGCAACCUACAGAAGUAUCAGUGCUGAAAUCCACCAUGACAGGCACUACAGAAGGGCCAUCCGAGAAAUCACGUUCUUCCAGUAUUAGUGGUGAAUCUAAGUUGCUCAAAGAGUCGGCUAGCAACAUUCAGGAAAUCAAGGAAAUGGAUCACGAGGCAAUAGGUAAGGACUAUGGUGCUGGAGAACAAGUUCAACAAAAACAAGCAUAUAUGGUGAAGCAAGAAGAGGCUACUAAAGAUCACAGUUUGGUGAACCCUGUUUCUAAGGGAAGACAAACGAGAGCGAGUGCAUCUCAGACGAGGAACAAAAUUAUAUCCACUGGUUCUAGUCAGAAAACUGCAGUUUACAGUGAGCCACAUAUUCCCCUACACAAAGAGAUCAAAGAUAACAUCUCAAAGGUUCUUAAUAGAGUAGCAGUUGGAGGUGGCAAGCAAGAAACUGCAGGAAAAACACCAGUGAAUGUGAUCACUCUUGCAGGUGAUAAUCGAGGAGCAUCUAUGCAACUUGGGUCUGACUCAUCCACAAAAGGAGGGCGAAUCUACAUUCAUAGAGGAUACAAAAUCAACCCUGACGAAAGCGCUGAUGCAACCACAGAUGGGGAGGGAAGAAGAUCAAAAGAUGAACAGUCUAUCGAUGAUCAAACGGUAGCUGCAUACGUAAAUUGCAAUGUACAGGGCAUCAAUAACUCUAUUUCAUAUAACAGUUCCAUUACAGAAAGAAAUCCAGGUGUACGUAUGUCGAUCCCACGUGUGCCUUCAGAACCUGUACAUUCAACAAGACUAUUUGAUGCACACAAGGCAGAAUUCAGCUUUACACCUGCUAGAACAAUCAAAAGAAGAUGUCUCAGAGGCCUUUUCCUUGAAUCAAGUGAUUCUGAUCCAGAUAAACCUCGGCGGCAUGGUUGUCGCUUUGGCUGCAAUGAUAAGAAAAAAUAACAAGAUAAAUGUUCUACUACAGUUUUUCUUGCAAGGUAUACAUAUUUAAUAAUAGUUUGUGUGUCAAGAAAAAUGUAAUAAUAUGCGAGUGAUCCAUGAAAUAUGACUGUUUGAUCUACUUCAGCAGAUUUUAUGUCACAAAGAGAACAAAUAAAGAGCAAAAGAAUAUAUCCAAAGGGCAAUGAUAUUUCAUUCAAGUUGAGUAAUUAAACAUCUAUCUAAACAACACCAGUUCUGGAAUCUUAAAAAGUAAUGCAAAUAAAUAGAAGACAAAAUAUACCUUAAACAUAUGCAACUUACA
Solanum dulcamara is the source of this 2166-nucleotide messenger RNA. RefSeq lists its product as uncharacterized. NCBI's taxonomy places the organism in Eukaryota, Viridiplantae, Streptophyta, Magnoliopsida, Solanales, Solanaceae. The record is from RefSeq and is a predicted model, not a curated record. Bases 30 to 1865 code for a protein of 611 amino acids. The transcript has a single exon.